Aspergillus neoniger CBS 115656 is the source of this 1275-nucleotide messenger RNA. Its product is annotated as structure-specific endonuclease subunit SLX1. Lineage: Eukaryota; Fungi; Ascomycota; Eurotiomycetes; Eurotiales; Aspergillaceae. The record is from RefSeq and is a predicted model, not a curated record. Gene Ontology annotation, molecular function: 5'-flap endonuclease activity; crossover junction DNA endonuclease activity. Bases 1 to 1275 code for a protein of 424 amino acids. Gene Ontology annotation, cellular component: Slx1-Slx4 complex. The transcript is spliced from 2 exons. Gene Ontology annotation, biological process: double-strand break repair via homologous recombination.
AUGGACGAUGCAGAGGUUGAUCAUACUAAACCAAUCCCGGCCUACUACUGCUGUUACCUGCUGCGUUCAACCAAACAGCGCACUUCCUUGUAUAUUGGCUCCACUCCACAUCCUGCCAGGCGACUUGCGCAGCACAAUGGAGAUUCCAAAGGCGGCGCUCGCAAAACAGCCAAGGACGACAAAAGACCGUGGGAAAUGGUCUUGCUCGUCGAGGGCUUUACGAGCCGCGUGGCUGCGUUGCAAUUCGAGUGGGCGUGGCAGAACCCAAAGAUGUCUUCGCAGCACCCGGCGAAUCGCCACCAGAUCGACUUAGAGACUGGCGAAGCGACAGGCACCUCAGGGGUUCAGCCCAGUACCGAAACCGGCAAGGCUAAGCAUCGAGGUCGUGGUUCCCGGAGAUCCUUGAAGGCCCAUUUAGAAGAUUUGCAUCUUUUCUUACGUUCGACCUAUUUUUCGAAAUGGCCGCUAAGAUUACGGUUCUUCAACAGAGACGUCUACCAGCUGUGGACGACAUGGUGCGACCGCGUUGAUGCCUUGCUUCCCGAUCAUGUCCGGACCGUUUUAGAUGGGGACUGUCCUAAGGACCAUCUGUCAUGGGCCGACGAGCCGAGAGUACGAAGCGUUGAACAUAUCAAGGUCGACUACAGCCAUAUCUAUGACUACGUAGAGAAGUCCCAUUUCUUGCUGGAUGAUCCCAGCGAUUUGCGUUGCAAAAUAUGCCAUGAAAAGGUUGUUCCCAGUGAAAAACUAGCUGUAGUUUGCCCCCGGGCAAGCUGCUACUGCAUCAGCCAUUUAUUAUGUCUGUCAGCUAGGUUUCUGGAGCACGCCGAGGAGCCCGAGCAGCUCGUUCCGAUUGAUGGAAAAUGUCCUCUAUGUAAUAAGGUCAUCCAAUGGUCGACGAUGAUGCAAGAACUGAGCCUCAGAAUUCGAGGACCAAGUGAGUCACGUGCCAUUUUGCAAAAGGCAAAACGAGGCCGUGCAAAGGCGCCUGAUCCUAUCCAUGAAACAAGCGCCGUUGAUAGAGUAGCCAGCGCGUUCGAAAACCCAGGAAGCCGAGCCGCAUGCGCCGAGAGUGCGUCAGUUGGCGUCAGCGACGGUCUUGAUGUGGACCAUCAUGACGACGCUAGUUUGGAUGAAAAUUGGACGGAGUCGUUAGAUCUGGAUCCGAAUUUCGAUGAACUCUUGGACCGCCCAAAGGACCAUAAGAUGGAGUCGUCUAGGGUGGAGAUCAUCAUAGACGACAGUGACUGCGAAGAGAUGGAGGAGCUGGGAUGA